Molecule: messenger RNA, 1766 nt
Organism: Catharus ustulatus (Swainson's thrush)
Lineage: Eukaryota; Metazoa; Chordata; Aves; Passeriformes; Turdidae
Gene: PWP1
Product: PWP1 homolog, endonuclein
Exons: 15
Coding region: 34-1521 (495 amino acids)
Biological process (GO): rRNA processing
Cellular component (GO): nucleus
Molecular function (GO): protein binding
Source: RefSeq, a predicted model, not a curated record
GCCGCUCGCACGUGUGGCCGUGGCGGUGCCGCCAUGAGCUGCCCGGUGCCCUGCGCCGCCUGGGUGCGGCGCGGCGUGGCCAAGGAGACGCCCGACAAGGUGCAGCUCAGCGAGGAGGAGCUGAAGGGUCUCAUCGAGGAGGCGCAGGACAGGCUGGGGGAUGGUGCUGGUGGCAGUGAUGAAGGCCAGACAGCAGGUGACACGAAUGCACCCUUGCCUGGCAGCAGCACUAAGUCUUCCCAAAACAAUGAAGAGAUGUCUGAUCAUGAACUGGAUGAAUAUGAUUUGGACAAUUACGAUGAAGAGGGAUACACGGGUGAUUUAAAACUUGGAGACUCUUUGGCUACUCUGGCAGUAUAUGGGAGCAAUGAAAAUGAUCCUUACAUCACUCUGAAAACCACUGAGCAAUAUGAACAGGAGGACUUUUUGAUUAAACCCAGUGACAAUCUUGUCCUUUGUGGCAGAGUUGAUAAAGACUGCUGUAGUUUGGAGGUCCAUGUUUAUAAUCAUGAAGAGGACUCAUUUUAUGUACAUCAUGACAUUAUCUUGCCUGCUUACCCUCUGAGUCUGGAGUGGUUGAAUUUUGAUCCUAGUCCAGAUGAAUCAACAGGAAAUUAUGUUGCAGUGGGUAACAUGACCCCAGUCAUUGACAUUUGGGACCUUGAUGUAGUAGAAUCUUUGGAACCAGUCUUUUCUCUUGGAGGCAAGAAAGAGAAAAAGAAGAAAAAGAAAGGAAAGAAAAGUUUAUCUUCAGAAGGGACAGUGGAAGGACAUACUGAUGCUGUGCUUGAUCUUUCAUGGAAUAAACAAAGCAGGAAUGUUUUAGCAAGUGCCUCUGCUGACAACACAGUGAUUUUGUGGGACAUGGCUGUGGGUAAGCCAGCAGCCAGCCUGACACUGCAUACAGACAAGGUGCAGACAUUGCAGUUUCAUCCGUUUGAAACUCAGACCCUCGUUUCUGGAUCAUUUGAUAAAUCAGCAGUGCUGUAUGACUGCAGAAACCCCCAGGACAGCCAUCGAGUGUGGCGGUUUAGUGGUCAGGUUGAGAGAGUGAUUUGGAAUCAUUUUUCACCUUGCCAUUUCUUGGCAAGCACAGAUGAUGGCUUUGUGUACUGUCUGGAUGCUCGUGCUGAAAAGCCCCUGUUUACUCUGAAAGCUCAUGAUGAAGAGGUGUCAGGGCUACAACUAAGCAGUCAGAUCAAAGGGUGCCUUGUGACAUCAUCUGCUGACAAAUACGUGAAAAUUUGGGAUAUCCUGGGAGACAGACCAAGUUUAGUCCAUUCCAGGGAUAUGAAAAUGGGAGUUCUGUUCUGUGCAGCUUGCUGCCCUGACUUCCCGUUUGUCUUUGCCUUUGGAGGAGAGCGGGAUGGGCUGCGUGUUUGGGAUAUAAGCAAGAUCUCUGCAGUGAAUGAAGUUUUUGGAAACAGAGAGAGGCUCAUCCUGGCUAGUGCCAACUCUGUGGCUUCCAGCUCCACAGCCAGCAGUAGCAGCAAUGAUUUGGAGACAGCAAUGGAAUCAUGAUGGACCAAACAUCAAAGAAUCAAACUAAUAAUGGGACUACAACUAAUGUGCGUUCUGCAAAUGCCCCUGUUUGGUGAGAGCUCGUGGAAAGGACUCUGGUGUCUUGCAGUCUGCGGGCUUCUUCAUCUCAAAGAAAGGUGGUGGUCUGGUUAAGCUCUAAGCUCCAGCCUCUGUCACCAGCUCUGAAAGACUGAAUCACUCACUUUAGCCUGAGAUAAUGAUCCCUGAAACAGGGGCUGCCAUAU